AUGAGGGUUGAAUUGCACCACCAGCUAAUUCAACAGAAGAAUCCUUGGAAUACAGGAUCCCUGCCCUAUGCUGAGAAACCCGGCCAGGCUCUCAGCAAAGACGUUUUUAGUUCAGCAGCUGCUGCUGAUGCUCAGGUGGAAGUGCCAGCACGGGGCACGGGCAGCGCCAGCGGGAUCUCCGGGCAAGGCCGGCUCCUGGGAAUGCCUCCCGCCCUCCUGCAGCAGCCAAAGCCCCCGGGAAUCCUCCCCUCCCUCGCCUCCGACAAGAAGAAACGUGGGGAGCCCACCCUGGAAAACAGCACGGGGCUGAGGAAGCAGCCCGGACAGCACGGAGGGGUUCUGCCCCUGCACAGCCUGACCCAGGGGGAUUCUCCCACCCCGCUGGGCUCGGGCCAGGCCAACAGGCAGCACACGGACCGGCGGCUGGCCAAGGCUGCCAACAGCGUGUGGGCUCGUGCCCCGCGCUCCCACCCAAAGGUGGCAUCCCUGCUGGAAGCUCAUCCUUUUCCCGACUCUGGAACAGUGGAGUCAAAUGAUCCUAACACGCUGCACCACUUCAACCGACCAGGGAAGGCAAUCCCCUACAAACACCCCAAGCCCUUCACCGGGAUCCCCAAACCCUCCUGGGUCACCAACCGCUGGUCACCCAGCCCAGUGUACCUGGGUGGGCUGAGGAAAGAUGGUGACAAGGAGAAGGUGUGUCUGACCGAGUGCAGGAAGGAGCAGGAUGAAGUGGAGUCUUUCUGUGCCAGUGAGUUUGACUUGUGA
This is a messenger RNA of Cinclus cinclus, 768 nucleotides long. Its product is annotated as UPF0450 protein C17orf58 homolog. The transcript has 4 exons. The coding region runs from base 1 to 768 and encodes 255 amino acids. Lineage: Eukaryota; Metazoa; Chordata; Aves; Passeriformes; Cinclidae. The record is from RefSeq and is a predicted model, not a curated record.